Pocillopora verrucosa is the source of this 1629-nucleotide messenger RNA. RefSeq lists its product as uncharacterized. Lineage: Eukaryota; Metazoa; Cnidaria; Anthozoa; Scleractinia; Pocilloporidae. The record is from RefSeq and is a predicted model, not a curated record.
GUGGCUUAUUAUGUCAAGUUGCGCAAAGAUCACUUCAUUACAAAACCGUCAGUGCCCACAUCAAGAACUAUACCAGAGUAAGCUGAGCAGGUCACAAAUUCAACAUGGUUCUCCAGCAAUGUUUGGCAUGUAACACAGUGAUGACAGAGUCUUGCAGGUCAUGCGUUUGUGGUCACGUGUUCAAAGACGUGAGAAAGAUUUGUGGAAAGAGGUUCUCAGAAUAUCGCGCUGAGUUAUACACACGCUUGGAAAACAGGAGAAUAAAACAGUUGGUACGACAAAACCGAAAAGCCAGCGAAAAGGGAACUUCCCAACAACCUCUCAAAGAACACAAGGGCAACCGGGAAGAAUCUUUAGUCGUUGCUUCAGCGCUCAAACCAAAGACCCACUCAGUUCAUUCUAAACCACUUCACCGAAGAAUAAAAGGCAAACGAUAUUCGCGCCCAGUAAACCCACCAUCAAACAAAACAACCAGCGUGCCACCAGAACUAGUGUCCAGGCUUCCAAGUGCUCUGCAAGAAAUCAACAGAAGACUGACGGGACAAAACUUAGUAUGGUGGACAAUGCACUUAUUAUAACAGCUACGACCAUCACAGGAUCAACUAAACAGGGAGCGAAAGUGACUUCUGAUCAUAAAUGGUCAUACACUGUUACCAGGUAGCAGACAUAGUUUCAAGACAAAUCUGGUAUCUGACCUAAGUUUCCCGCUGACAAACACGCUGAACUGAAUCACAUUAGUGAAGGAAAGCGUUUCAGACGCUUUAAAAAUUGGUGUCUCCGGCUUGUUUUGAUGCAGUAGAUUAUCAAAGUCCGAGGAACAUUACGAUGUUUGGAUAACUAUGAUCUCGAGGAAGGAGAUAGAACUGUUACCUAUAUACAAAUUUUAUAUUUAUACCUUUUAUUGGAAAAAUAUCUCGGUCCGAACUCUUAUCUACUUGUAGAUAAGGAACGACUCAUAUUAUCUACAGGCAUUACGGAAACCGGUCAUGAGUCGUUUCGUACCCAUCUCGGUCGAUUUGUACCCAUUCAACUGAGUCGUUUAGUGCCCAUACUGAUAAAGUUAAGUAUGUUAAAAUAACCGAAUUUAUUACCGUUAUAACAAAGGGGGAAAAAUUACAUUUACAUUAGCUUUUGUUGUUAUAAACAGUACACUAUGCUAUUAAAAAUAUCCCAAUUGUUUAGUAGUUUAUCGCAAUAUAAUUUCGCUUGUAUCUGACUUGCUAGACUCUACUAACUUGUCGUAAGCAACAAUCAACGCAACGCGCUGAUGUUUCGAUUGAACGUAGAUUGGGAAGGAUACGAAUCGAGACUACACGCACUCGUGUUACGUGUUGCUAUCAUUAAAUUUCCUUUAAGACCACCUGGAAGGUGAAAAGGAAAUGCAGGGGUUUUUAUGGACGUGAUGUACAAAUGAGAUUGAAAAAAUAGAGGACUGACUUAAAGCUCGAAUCGGAAUCAGAGUGAAUAAAAACUUAUUUGUAAACAAUAUCAGAUCAGGUGGAACACUCAGAUACAUCGGCACUGUUAUCUAUUAAGUUUAUUCUCGACCUACAGUUUUUCAAUUGGAAAUUACAGCAGUGAAGAGAAGGAAAGAGGAAAAAGGCCAUGUAUAUACCGUCACCGUUCUCA